This is a messenger RNA of Stegodyphus dumicola, 4383 nucleotides long. Its product is annotated as caspase-3-like. The record is from RefSeq and is a predicted model, not a curated record. Gene Ontology annotation, molecular function: cysteine-type endopeptidase activity. Gene Ontology annotation, biological process: apoptotic process; proteolysis; positive regulation of neuron apoptotic process. NCBI's taxonomy places the organism in Eukaryota, Metazoa, Arthropoda, Arachnida, Araneae, Eresidae. Gene Ontology annotation, cellular component: cytoplasm.
AUGAGGGCUGAGACGGAAGCCAGACCAGAAGAGAUAAAAGCCAGGCAAGAAAUAAAAGAUGGCCAAGAAAAGCUACAAGUGCAACUUCAGCAGAUGAAUAUAGAAGAUAUGCUUAGAGAAGAAAUUGGAGCCAUAGAAGAUCAUGAUAGAAAAAUUAUAGUUGGUAAAGAAGAUCAUUCUAAAAAUAGUUGCUUUGUUUGUUGUGUUCUGUCUCACGGAGAAUCGGGAAUACUCUAUGGAUCAGAUGGGAAAUAUGAAACAGAACGUAUAUUUGCUCCUUUCAGAGGUGAUGUUUGUCCUACUCUUGCUGGAAAGCCAAAAGUAUUUUUCAUUCAGGCAUGCCAAGGUGAUAAGUUAGAUCAUGGAGUAAGUAUGAAAUGUCAGAUAGCUACAGAUUCUUCUAGCAUACAAGAAGAAACAUACAGGAUUCCUACUCAUGCUGAUUUUCUCAUUGUAUACUCAACUGUUUCUGGUUUUUAUUCAUGGAGAAAUACAACCAAUGGCUCCUGGUUUAUUCAAGCAUUGUGUGCUGCUUUGCAAGCUCAUGCUAAAGAUAUGGAUUUGUUAGGACUAUUAACAAUUGUGAAUCGAAAAGUAGCUUACGAUUUUGAAAGUUUUACUCCACAAGAUAAUAGCAUGCAUUUGAAGAAACAAGUACCUUGUGUAACAUCUACAUUAACAAGAAAUAUUAAAUUUUCAUAAAUUAUUAUACUUUGGGGAUGGAGCUUAACUUGACAUCUUAUAUGCUGCCAAGUUUUUGUUAUUGUUUGAUGCUUCUCUAAAAAUACAGAAUUUUAAAAAUAACAAUCUAAUUAACUGUAUAUUUAAAAUUCUGUGUGCUAACUGAUCCACUAAUUAAUUAAUUUUAAUUAACCUUAAAAUAUUCCAAAAUUUCAAUUUUAUUUGCCAGUUGAUUUAAUUAAAGAUUGUUUAUAAAUACUCUUUAUUGCUUCACAAUUUGUAUUAUAGUUACCAUAGUUAUAAACAUCUUCAAGUAAUGAAUAAAUAUUUAAUAGGAUCUGUAAUUUUAAAAUGAAUGAAAAAUAAUACACCUGCAUUAACUUCAUUCAUUUAUAGUAUCAAUAAUUUAACAAAUAUUCUCCAAUCAGUUAUGCUGCAUACAAAAUCAAAACAAUAAAUAUUUAAUAUAAAAUCUUUUAAACUUUUAUAUCUACCUUGAAUUGGUGUGGUUAUGAAAUCAAUUGAAUGCUAAUUUUUUGGGGGUUAUCAUAGUAGAGCAAGAAUCCUCUAUAGGUUUUGUACAAGAUUUUGAUCAAGUCAAUUUUAUGAUCAUUGUAAAAAUUAAUAUUGUAAUCUUUGAGCUAAUUCAUACUUCUUUUAGCAGUGUGGCAUGGUGCAGCACUUCGUUAGAAGAUGCAUUGGUUUUAGGAUUGGAAAAUAAAUUUUUUAUUUAAAUUAGUAGUUUUGGUUUUGGAAUCUCACUUUUGAUAUCUAAGCAUUUAUUUAAACUUCUGUUCCUUGCACCAAUAUCUUUUUUGUUGUACAUGUCUUAUUAUCACGCUGACUAGAUACUUCAUGGUAGUAGUCAUACAUUCUGGUAACAAAUUUUCUCCUUGAACUAAGUACACAUUUGAUGCCAUUAACUUUCAAAUUUAGAAAUAAUAUCUCAUCACUACAAACUGCGUUCAUCCGUAUCAUGUCUUAAUGCUGUUUAGCCCACAUAAUUCUUUUCUCCCAAUGUUUUUCACUAAAUUAAAAUUCUACUAUAUGUCUUUGGACAUUUAAAGCAUUUCUUCACUAUUACUUUUGGACCAUUAUAUUGGUAAAAUUCACUUUGGGUGAUCUCUAAAGCUCCUUUAUAUGUUUUUUAUAAAUUUUUGUAAGUGGAUUUGUAAGACAAUAGGGAAAAUGUUUCCACCUUGUUAAAUAAAUUUAGGUUUUCUUCCAGUUCUAGGAGCAAAUUUAGUACCCCAUUCGGAUAAUUGGAUUUUUUCCGAAGUCUAUGUACACUUUAAUUAAUUUAAUUAAUUAAUGUAUGUUGAAAAUGGAAGAAAAAAACUAUUUUUAAAGAAAAAAGAGGUUUUAAUAAAUUAAAAUGAAAGACCAGCACUUUUACAUGUAGGUUAUAUAGUGUACUGUACAGUACACAGUGCUAAAAGUCUCGGUCUAAGUAAGCUGUUUGACUGUCUUCAUCCAUUUUCAAGCAGCCAAAUCGCACAUACUUGACAAUGAGAAGUUGCAUGUGGUCAUACUUGGGCUGACGCUCCAUCCAUUUCAACACAGUUUGGCAAGGCCAGCAAAUGCUUUACUUGCUGAUGAUUCCAUGUCUGCUUCAACUUUUGACAUUAAGGUCAUCUUCUUCCUCAACAUUUACUUCUUUCACACUUUCAUUAAGUUCAUGAUCAUUUAGAAUUUGAAACCCAGGGUCUGACAAAUCGCACACCAUCAAUGAUGAAUUAUACACCAUUUGCUCCUUUUAAUGUCUGAAAUCGUUGAUUGUCCAACACUGUGUAUCUCAGCCAACUGUUUACCCAUAACUAUUUUAUCUGAUUGCUGUAUAAUUUUUAAUUUAUCAACUAACAACAAUACAACGUGUUUUUUUAUUUUAGAAGCUGUGGUGAACGACAAAAUGCACUUACAAAUAAAACAACACACCAAAUGUGAAGGAGUACAGUCACAGUGCUGUAGCUUGUCAACGACACACUGACUGAGUAGUAAUCAAAACGAACAGUAACAGGUGGGCCAGGCCGGCCACCUGAUGACAGACAACAAUACUGUAACCAAUAAUAGAACUGCAGUAUGAGAUAGUGACUCAUCAUCCCGAUAAUGUUCACACUGCACCUAUACUAGUUUUGUGGCGGGAAGGACAAUAACACUCAUAGACAGAAUCGUUAUUUUGCGAUCCCCCGUACGUUUCCGUCAUAAUUUUUUUCUUAAAUUCUGAAAGUGAUUUGGAUAAUUGGAGUUGUACUGUACUCUUUUUUGAUUUGUCCAUACACUACCAGCAAACUGCAGUACCAUCAAACAACUUUGUAGCUUUUUCUUUGUUCUAACAUGCAUUCUUUGCAGUUUGGCAAGUAUUGCCCCCCCUUGUGCAUACAACGUAAGAUAUGUACUUUUCCCCCGCGCAUCCUCACAAAUAGCCAAUUUAAGCAUGCUACAAAUUCCACAUGACAUAAAUCUUUAAUUUAUCUUUCAGACUGUAAUUGCUAACAAAUUUAGCAAUUUAGAAUUAACAGAGGCACUUAAUUUAAAUAAUUAUAUUUUUUUAUUAUGUAAAAUUAAAUUCUAUUUAAUUUACUUUCAGUGAUAAUUUGUAUGAACAUUUGCAACAUUAUGAUUGAUGAAAGACAUUUCUAGUGCCACACAUUGUAUACUUUAGCAUAAGAUCAUUAAAGUUUUUAUUAUUAAUAAUUUAUUUAUUUAUUUAUUAUUAGUUGAUGGUGUAAAUGCACAUGCAUUACAAAUAAGGUACCUUAUUCCCCUUUUUGACAUUUGGUGUGUUGUUUUAUUUGUAAGUGCAUUUUGUCGUUCACCACAGCUUCUAAAAUAAAAAACACCCCUUUUUGAAGAAGAAGAUUUCAAGAGUAUAUAAUUCCUAUAUCAUAUACUUUUGAAAUGUAUAAAUUAUUUUAUUGUUUUUUUUAAAUUAAUGCUCUUGAAUUUUAUUUAGCUCCAAGGCUGAAAGUUUGCUGAUGUUUAAUAUGCAUUAUUUCAAUGUACUAUUUUUAAUUAACUUUUAAUAGUUUUUUAUAUCACUAUGUGUGAUACUUUAGUGCAAUGGUAUUCACAAAAUGUAUGCCUUCAAUGAUUUUAAAUGCUUCUUAAAAUGCCUUAAAUAUUGUGAUAAUGAUAAAUAAGCAGAAUACAAAUUAUUUUUGUAUGAUAAUGCAUGCUGAAAUGACCAUUAAUUAGUUACAAGUUUAAUAUGUUAGCAUUUGCUUAAUUUUUUGUUUAUUGUAUUUAUCAAAAAUUUUGAUAAAUAUAGCUUAAAUGACUUUUUUUCCUUUGUACAUUUUAUAAUCUAUGUAUUUGAAUAAAUGAAAAUUGAUUAUAUGUAUGUAUUUGAUGAAUAUCUUAUAAUUUAUUUAUGUUUUAUAAUGUAACUUUGAACUAAAAUUUGAUUUGCUACAUCAAGAUGUGAUACAAGUUAUGAUAAUCGUACUAAACUAACCUGUAUUUAUUUUAAAAAUCAAUGAUGCUAUUUUAAUUGUAAGUUUAUUAAGCUGCCUUGAGUAAUAUGUUAAUAGUAAUGAUUGUGUCUAUUGAAGCUUUUAUCAAGAUCUCAAUUUCUUUGUAAUAAUACAACAUCCAUUAUUUAUUUUACAUUUAAUAUUUUAAUAUGAUGUAAUACUUGUUAAAAAAAUUCCCUUUAAUUUUCUAUGUAUAUUAUCUAUCAGUAUUAAAUGUGUAUAUAUAUUA